UGUAGGAAAGAAGAGUUUUCAAACGUCAAACUUGUCCGACGGAAUUCAUCUCUUCCAUUGGACUCACCUUGUCAUGUACGCAAAAAUAUAAAAACGAAAUCGUGAAAUAAGCUGUCGAAUCAUAAAAUAGGGGUACAUGAGGAAUGAGCUGGAACAAUAACAGCGUGAUUCGAUCGACGAGUUAAUCGGUCUUCAGGGGUUUCCAAGUGAUCCCUAGCACGCGUCCAAUUAUUCUUCAAGCUUGUCGAAAGUGUCGGCAGCUAAGUAGUAUACAUUGAAAUAAAUCGGACACGGAGAAGGAAAUAAAGCCGUUUCGAUAUUCGCUUGAACGAUUAGAGUUUUUUUCGAGGAAGGGAAGGGAAAUAAAAAGUAGAAGAAAAAGAAGAAGAGAAUUCGUCGGACGAUCGUAGCGGAAGAAAGUGGAGGGAAGUGGAAGAGGAUAAAUAUUCCGGUGAAUAGUCUAACUGAAGGUAGUGCUUGCCACGUGAAACUGGUCGCUAUUUCGCCGGGCUAGACGAGCGGCAAAAGCUCGAAACCCCCUGGUUUCCCGCGCACAGUACGAGCGAAGCACACACAACUACCCCGACCAACCAACCGACGAGCCGAGCCGCCGCCACCAACCCCUACACACAACAACCCAACGAAGCAUCCCCCACUCUGAAUCGCACAACAGCCUGAGCGGAAGUGCUAGUCAGUCGGCGAGCGACCUUCCAACAUUACGGGUUAGGUUCCCUCUUUUUCCGCCCGUCGUGUCUUCGUCCUCGUUUGUCUGAACGCGGGGACAAGCUUCGUUGCGGUUCGCGUCAACGUGAAAGGGAGAACGGAGAUAGUAAGAGAAAGAGAGAAAGAGAGAAAGAGAGAAAGAGAGAGAGAGAGAGAGAGAGGGAGGGAAAGAGAGAGAGAGAGAGAGAGGGCGAUCACGCGAGAAGAUACGUGCCAUCUCGAGGAGGAGAGAUUACGGGGGGUUGCCGUCGCUUCAUUCAUUUUCUAUAAUAAAUCGUCAACCUGACGAUUACUCUCAACGACAUCCGCCGCAACCGCAUUUGAUACGUCCGUAGAAAAUCAGGAAAGAAGAGAAUACGAAGUGGAAAGUAGUAUAACGAGUAAAGGGAAAGGAAAAUAUAUAGGAUAAUGUCAUUUUAACCGGAUCCCUCGUUUCGUUCGUCGAAAAAAAAAAAUCAAUGCGAUAUUUCUCACGAUCGAUCAGCUAGCAAUUAAAGUGUAUUUCUACUACUAUUAUCGAUCAUCAUCGAUCCUUCCUCGUACACGCCUACCGGUAUAUCGAAGUACAACGAAUAGCGAUCGUCUACGAUUUAUUAUUUUCUUUAGGAACGCGUGUGUUACAUCUCUGUGCGAAUAUAAACGAUAGACCUAGAGAUCUUUGGUUAAUUGUGAUACGACACAUUUGCAUACCGAGAAUACAUCGUCGAAGAGCCACCUGUUCGCGAGAGUGAAAUCGACGAUCGACGAGAAUUCCGAGAGAGGAAGAUCAUUACGCGCGAUAGCCGAUUGAAAUGGUGCGAGGAUAAAAAAGUGCCGCUAUUGUGAACGGGAAGGGAGGAUCGCGAUAAAUCGUUGUUGUGUACUUGUUGAAACGCUCGAGCACGUUACUUUUCCUUUAAUACUCCGAUAACUGUUUCCUAUUCGAAACUCGUGUUGGCGGUAUAGUUGAAGAAAGUUUUCCACGGUAGAGAGAAGUCGUAGCCCUAGCAAGAGAAAGAUCGUAAACGCGUUCGCGAAGAGGACGUUCUUCGUACUCGCGAAGUUUCCGUUCGCCGACGCUUCUCACACUGCCUCUUCCGGAGAUUGCGAUCGGAAGUUACCCCAGCUCGACCACGUGGUUAUGAGUAAGCAUCAGAGGCGCCGUGACUUCUCCCGGUGAACGCACACGCUUAGCUGCUCGUCUACAUUUCCGCUCAGCCGAACAACGACGACGACGGCUAUAAUACCUUUGCUACUUUUCGAUAUCGAUACGCUUGAAAUUCGUCGGAUCACUUUUAUCGCGAUUAACAAAUUUGUGCACGACUAUUGGUCGUCGAGCUCGAUUCUUCGCGGAUUUAAUUGACGCGUCGAAAGGUAUCCGAAAGAUUCGAUUUUGUCGAAGCUGGAAAUAAGUAAAAAGUUUCAUUAAUAGUGAAAUAAACGUAAAGAAAUCGCGCGUAAGCGAUCGAAGGUGAUCGAGUUGGGAAGAAAAGAAAGUAGCAAGAUCCCAGCCGCGGGGGAUCCCGAAAGGAAGGAGGGUCCAGCUGAGGUGGUCCAGUCCGGCUCAACGAUCGGUGUCAGGAGGCCGAAUCAGUCAGGCAAUUCAGGAGGGUGGGUGCAGUGGUGCAGUGGUUGCAGGAGGGCCAGCGAGGUUGGGGUGGCCUCGUCUACAGGCGCGUUGGCACCGAGCACACCGGGCCCCGGGGCUGCGGUGGUGGGCUGCCUGCUUGGGGUGUACCCGUGUUCUCCCUCCUCCACGGGGCCCAGGGGGCCCCUAACUCAUCACCACCUUCAGGCUAUCCCGGCACCACAACAAACGAUCGGCUGCCGUGCCUGUUGCUGUGCGCAUACCAAUCACCAACCUCCUUCGGUCCAGCUUACUAGCCAACGGGGCGGCCUAUCGCUGAGGGUAGCGAGGGUGGCGUCCACCACCUCCGUCCGAGCCGCCCCCUACGCCCACCCCCAGCACCAAGGGCUGGGGCAGGAGUGCAGGUGUAGGGAGGAGACGGGGGCAUUGGGUGGAGGUGGUGCGCACAUCCUCGGCAGCCCGAUGCUGUUCGUCCCGUUCACGGUGCCCACUUUCCCUGCGACGCACCAUCAGACGACUCAUCCUGCGCAUCAGACGCAUCAUCAACAGCUGCAGGCCACCAGCCAGAAUCCGGUGCAGCAGCCGCAGCAGCUCAACCAGCUGAAUCAGCUGAGUCACCUGAAUCACCAGGGCAUCGUGCCGGCAACAACCAAUCAACCAACUGUACACAGCACCAGCUGUUCGCCGCAGCAACAAGCGACUACACCGAACAAGGAAAUGAAAGUUAACUGGGCGACAUCGCCGGGCAACCAACCGAAGCAGGACACCAGCAAACACUACCACAUAUUCGUAGGAGACCUGAGCCCGGAGAUCGAGACGCAGACCUUGAGGGAAGCCUUCGCUCCCUUUGGCGAGAUCUCGGAUUGCAGAGUCGUCAGAGAUCCACAAACCUUCAAGUCAAAGGGCUAUGGAUUCGUGUCCUUUGUCAAAAAAGCGGAAGCGGAAAUCGCCAUCGGUACCAUGAACGGGCAAUGGCUCGGUAGCAGAAGUAUUCGAACGAAUUGGGCGACUCGCAAGCCGCCCGCACCAAAAUCUGAAGCGAACGCAAAGCCGCUAACAUUCGACGAGGUAUACAAUCAAAGCAGUCCGACCAACUGCACAGUUUACUGUGGCGGUUUGACCAAUGGUUUGACAGAGGAGCUCAUGCAGAAGACGUUCUCGCCGUUUGGAUCUAUCCAGGAGAUUCGUGUAUUUAAGGACAAGGGAUACGCCUUCAUCAGGUUUUCCACCAAGGAAUCGGCCACGCACGCUAUUGUGGCGGUACACAACACGGACAUCAAUGGGCAGACGGUGAAAUGCAGCUGGGGAAAAGAAAGCGGAGAUCCCAACAAUGCUCAACAAACUGGACAGGCGUUAUCGUCGGCGACGUACCCAUACUAUGCGGCGGCAGCAGCUGCCGCCGCGGCGGCGGCGGGCGUCGCGGGUGUCGGAGGCGUCGGUGGCGUCGGGGGUGCCGGCCAGCUCGGCUACUGGUAUCCGCCCCAAUCUUACCCGACAACGGCAACGCAGAUGCAAGCCGGUGGUUUCCUUCAGGGAAUGCAAGGCUAUACUUACGGUCAGUUUGCAGGAUACCAGCAGGCGCAGUAUAUGGGAAUGGGAAUGGGUGUCCAUGCUGCUGGCACGGCAGCUGGAUGGGGCCAAGGAUUACCUGGGGGACCACAGUUACCACCACACCACGCUACGACGGUCACGGCACCCCCAGGGGUUCAAGCCGCACCCCCGCCUCCACCACCCCCGGCGCAAAUGAUGGCCUAUCCGAUGCAACAGUUCCAGCUAGCGGAUGAGGACUGGCUGACGCCUAGCCUUCUAGUGUGAUGGUAAGCAAGUACAUCCCACCGACAGGAACAACUUCUAAAGCAACAACAUUUACCACCACCGACAGCAACAUCAACAUUUCCGUCACCAUCGACGCCACCGCGACAGCAAAAGCAGUAAAAAUCGUGCCGCUUCCGGCCUGACGUCUCGCGACACGAAGGGCAAUAAAGGUCGAGAAACGAAUAUAAUAUUAGCUUAGCAAAACAUAGAGAAAAAGGGGGAGGGGCGGGGAAUAAGGUUGAUAGAAAGUGAAAUGUAGAGAGGAGGAGAUAGAUGUGAAAGUGGAAGGAGAGAAGAAAAUAGAAAAAAGGGGGAGGGGGAGAGGUAAGGAAAGGAACGAAGAAGAUACAAAAGCCGUGAUAGAUUUUACGCAAGAUCCUUCCAUCCUUAACUACCCCGUUACGAAUUUCCACUCAUCCUCCGUCGAUUUUAAUUGACUCGAGCUUGUAAAGGAGGAGAGGGAUAAAAGAAGAAGAAGAAGAGAAAACGAACGAAAGAAAAAAAAAAAGAUAGAGAAGAAAUUCCGCUGUUGUUGAGCAAUCGGUGACGACAGACAUCCUCUCGCGUUAGUCCGCAAGAGAUCUUAGUCUAUUUCUAGUCUCAAAUAAUUUUAGGUAGUGUCUCGCCGUGUCACGUUAGUGUCAAGCGCUUAAGCACGAAAACACACGAGUUCUCGGAUGCACGGACCAACCAAACGCGUUCGCGCAGCAACAGUUGUCUUAGUUUUACUACACAACGGCCGACUUUAUGAAUGCACAACGCACGCACGCUUGUCGAAAGAGAAGAAAAGAGAGAAAAAGAGAUAGAGAUAAAGAUGAAUCAAUCGCUUAGGUUAUGCACGCGCACGCGUCUACGAUCGUGCGAAAUCGAUCAUCCAAAACUAAUUAGUCUCGUCUCCCUGAUCGCAUCUAUAUACAUACAUACAUACCCCAUUCCCACCCUUACCACUUAAUCCCCUUGCGCUGUGUAUAGUGCGUGCUUUUCGAAAAAAAAAUUUUUCCAAAUGGACCCUUUCGUCCUAUAAGAAAGAACAAAGUGGGAAAGGUAGAGAAUCAUCGGAUACCGAUCUGUUUCGUUAUUUUUAUAGUUUUGGGCAUAAACGCGAAUAGAGAAAAAAAGAAAGAGAAAGAGAUAUGUGUGUAAUCGAUAAGAAACUCGAACUCGCACCGCCGUAAGAGUGCGAAGUAAUCUUUUUAAUUCACAGUGUAUAAAGACUAGAUAAAAAAAAAAAAGAAAGAAAAAAGAAAAUUGUCGAGAAGUAUCGUGAAUUUACACGAGAAGAGAGAGAGAAAGAGAGAGAGAGAAAGAAAGAGCGAAAGAAAGAGCGAGAGAGAGAGAGGAAGAGAGGAAUAUAUAAAAAGAAAAUUAUUAUAAACGAAAUCCAACAAGUAGCUAGUUAGAUAGGUAUAUUAUAUUACAAAGUUGCUCGACGGACGAUUCGAAAUUCGGCGGCAAAGCGGAGGCGAACUUUUCCGACUUAAUCCACGAAUAAACUAAACGACGAUGAUCUACGCGUUUUUAAUACUGCGCGCGAUCACUUACGCUCGCAACCUCCGAUAAAAUAACUCUUAAUAAACAAAUGCUAUUGCGAAUCAGUACAACCAAACGUACUCUUUCUUAACUUUUACAAGAGAAAGAGAGAAAGAGAGAAAAAGAGAGAUAGAAAGAGAAAGAGAUAGAGAGAUGGGGAGAAAGAAUAAAGGAGAUCAGUUUGCCAGGUGCAAGAGCAUUUCAUACACGCAUGUGCAUUUAUACAUACGUAUUUGCUAGAACAAACUCGAGGCCAAAAAGACAAAUCAUCCGAGCGAGUCAUCGUAUUUAACAAAAUAGAUGAACAAAUAAAAAAAAUAAAUAUGUAGAGAAAGAAAGGGGGUAGGAGAGAGAGAGGGAGAGAGGGAGAGAGAGAGAGAGAACUUGUAAGAAAAAAACAUAAGAAAUGGACCGCUCAAUACUCUCGAAGUAUAAACAUUUUUAUUAUUAGUUCUCGUCCAAACCGAUCUCUGACAUUCGACGAGACAAGUAUUUUUAUAAAAGGAUCGUCGGUGUGCGAGCUUCGGGUCUCGCGACGCUCUCGAUCGUCACGUCGUCGUCGUCGUCGUCGUCGUCGUCAUCGUUGCCGUCGCCGUCGUCGUCUUGCGGCCGGUCAAUCGCAGUAAUAACCCUUGGUGGUUUUUAAAUAAGCGUUAGAUUUUUAUAUAAUACUAAAGUACAUACAUAGAACCAAGCACUAACGAAGAAGAAUAAUAAGGAGAAGGAAAAAAAAGAAAUUAUGAAACUCGUGACUUUAAGGACACUUAAGCAAUAAACCGUUAAGCUUACAAAUGGGUAAAGAUUAAAAUAAUAGACAAAAUAAAAAAAAAAAAAACGGCUUUAGCAAUCUCUCAGCCUCUCUGUAUAUCGCUCUUUAAAAAGAGAAGAGAAAUAAAGACGUUUUAAACUGGCGAACGGAAGUCGCGCAUUCUCAACAACGAAUGAAGGCUUUGGGAGGAGACACGGAGAAAGAAGAGAAAGAAGAAUCGACACACGAAUAUAUCCUCCGCGUGUAUUUAUGCAUUCCCCGCGUAAUUAAAUCCUCCGAACGAAUAAGAUAAAAGAAAAGGAAAAAGAAAAUAAGAAAAAAAGAAAGAAUGAAAAGAAAUGAAACACGGUUUCCAUGAUGUCCCGAAUUUCGACUCGGCUAAUUUAUAAAAGAAAAAAAAUGAACGAAUAUCGAGAUCGUCGGUUAUUGUAAUAAAGAUGGUGUGAAUAAUAACUAUGAUAAUCUGUAUGAAUGAACUAGUAUGUACGAUCGAAAGGAAGAGAGUGAGAAUGAACGAGUGAAAGCGUAAAAAGCGAUAACGAUGAAAUAUAUAUAAAUAUAAAUAUAAAUAUAUAUAUAUAUACAAAUAUAUGUAUAUAUAUAUACAUAUGAUUGCACAAGCGAAAAAAUGAAGAUGAAUGAUGCGAAAACGAGAGAAAGAAUUAAAUACAAUGCGUAGUUAGAAAUAUUGCACAAAACAGCACGAAAGUUACAUUAUAUAGUGGCAUUGAAUUUCCUUCUCGUGUACGCGCGUCGUGUCUAUCAUCGGUCCAGUAAGUAGUAAAAGAACGGCUGCCAUAAUCGAUUCGAAUUCUGUAUUUGAUCAUCUUUCGCAAUGGUCGUUGAAGUAAUAACGCGUUAGCAGAAAUUAAAAUAGUUGGACACAGAAGGUGUGUAUGCGUGUGUGUAUGUAUAUAUUUCACGAAUAGGUGGGUGGAUUGGGAGAGAAAUAAAGGGAGUAAGAGAAUAAAAGAGAAAGGGAGAAAGAGAGUGAAAGAAAGGGAGAAAGAGAGAAAGAGAUGGAGAUAGAGGGGAAGGGGAAGGGGAAGGAAAGAUUUUCGAUACUUGAAAAGGUAGAACAAGGCCGAAGUUGUAGAAACUCGUAGAACGCGAGCACCAUCUAUCUCCACGUUCCAUCUUUUAUCUCUCUGUCGCCUCCGCUUCCCUUUUGUCUCCUUUAUUUUUUUUCUUUUCUCUCUCUCUCUCUCUCUCUCUCUCUCUCUCUCAUUUUUAAGCACUAACAGAGCGCGGUGCUCUUGCACCAACAAGAGCCACGCGCUCCCAACUUCCAGCAGCUACCCUCCCAGCCUAAGCUAUAUAUAUAUACGUUUCUUCGUGCACCGCGAAAUCCUCUCUUUGAAGCCGACGAUGAAAUCCGUGUUUGCCUAUCCCUCAGAAAUGAAACUGUCUCAUCCUGUAGGAGUGCGUCGAUGGAUAGAAAGUCCAUGAACUUUUCAGCGAAACAAUGAAUCAAAGGAACCGAUAUAUAGAGAAUAUAUAGAACGUACAUUGAAAAGAGAAGAAAAGAUAGAGAGAGAGAGAGAGAAAGAAAGAGACAGGGUGUUAUAGAGAAAUAGUGAGUGAGACGAAGGGAAUGAAUAGACGGAAAGAGGAGAUAAAGAAUGGGAGGGAUAGUAACGACAGACAACGAACGAUAGAUCACUUUGUUAUUAAUCAAAAGAGAUAGGGCAGAUCGUGUUUUAAGCGAAUCAAAAGCGUUCAACGUUUUCAAAUCAAAAGGACAAGAUGAUCAAAGGGUGAGGCGUAGCAGCAAUGGCAAGAGGGAAAGGAGGAGAGAUGUUUGCCUGGCGUCCGGAGACGCCCGGAAACGUAACUCCGAACGAACGAACGAACGAACGGACGGACGAACGACGAAAUCGAAGUUUUCGAGAGGUAACGUCGGUCGCGUUGUGUUACUCUCUUUCUCUCUCUUUCUCUCUUUCUUUUUCUCUCCCUCUUCACUCUUUUUCACCUUCUCUCUUUUUUCUCCCUUUUCUCUUCUCAUUUUUUUUACCCUCUUCUCUUUUCCAACCCUUCGAAUCGCGUCGGGUCGCGUUGAUGAAAAGCACGAUCCGCUUGGAAUUCGUAACGUUCACAGACGAAUAUUAAAGGGGGAAGAAAAAGAGAAAAGAAGAAAAGAAAGAGAGAGAGAGAGAGAGAGAAGGAUAGGUAGUGGAAUCCCGUUAACGCAUCGUUUCGCGGACUUUAAACCACGUCAAGGACUUACGAAGAGAAAGAGAGAGAAAGAAAGAGAAAGGGAGAGGGAGAGAGAGGUGCAAAUGUCAGCUAAUAAUCCUAAGGUCCUCUCUCAACUGGCAGUGAUAAAUACAGCAGUUAUACCUGCCGUAGGAAAACGUGGAAAAGACCGACUGGCGCCGACGUGAUCUCGAUGCGUGUAACGUAAUUCGAUCGAUUUUGUUUCGUUUUAUUUUCUGUUUGUUUUUAACAAAAAUAUCCAAUGUAACUUUUUGUCAGACGAUAUCACGUAUCGUUAAAUCGAUUAAAGAGACGUCCAAUUCGACGGACGUUCGAGGAAAAAUUUUUUAACGAUUAACAUCGAAAGAAAAUUUCUCUUUUAUCCCACCCGUCGUAUAAUAUAAUAUUCUAGAAGCGCCUUAUGUGGACACGGCGCGAACGCAUUGAGAAGGAGUAACAAAAUGAUAACAAAAAUAUAUAUAUAUAUAUAUACAUACAUCAUACCUGCGCACAGCGGCGAUGAUGAAAGCUGUUAUUUUGAAUCGUCGCGCGUGAGCGAAGCGCGCGCGUUGUGCGUGGUGGAAAUAAUAGAUAGAUAGAUAGAUAGAUAGUUCAUAAGUCGAACGAGGAGACAUGAGAAAACAUAAGGGAGAAGAACAAAAAUCAUGUACAUUAUUAGUUAGGCGAAAAAGAAAUAAAAAAAAAAAUAUAGGAUAUUUUUGUGAAAAGUGGGACGAGAUAGAGAGAAACAGAGAGAGAGAGAAAGAGAACAAACGUAACGUUUGUGCGACGAAUCUCGCCAACAAUUUAGUGUAAUAAUUAAAAAAAAGAAAAAGAGAAAAAAGAGAAAAGAACAAAAAAAAAGGAAAGAACGAAAAAAAUGAAUAAGUACGCGAAAGAAAAUAGCAACGAAACGAGCAAUUUAGAAAAUUUAUCGGAAAAAUCUUCUAACGAAAUUCUAUAUCUCGAAAGUGCUCGUAAGGAUCAGAAGGACUAAAGGGAAAACUUUAGUCUUUCUUACGUUUCCUUGAUUUUUUUCCUUCUUCCCUCAUCGCGAAUAAAAAGGUCUCACUCCCUCUCGACGAAAACGCGUCUCGUUGCGCCUCUCGUCUCGAUUCCACUUUUAAGAUGGAGUUCCCCGGGGCCGGAUCUCUUUCAAAGAAUCAGCGGGGAUGACUCGUCCUGUAUAAAAUGUUUUAAGAAAAAGGCGCCUUAAACAAUUGAGGUGUGUAUAUUAACUUUAAGCGUAGUAGUCUCGUACUGUUGUCUAGAGAGAGAGAGAGAGAGAGAGAGAGAGAGAGAGAAAGAGAAAAUGCGAGAGAGAGAGAGAGAGAGAAAGGACACCGAAUGAAGUUAGCCAAGUAAGUGGACGCCCACCAAAGGGGAAACCAAAAAAUGUAGUGUAUAAUAAAAAUAAAGUGAUAAGUAGGUAAUUUUAACUUAAGCUAUGCUAGAGAAAUGUUAAGGAGGCGGAAGAGUGUUAGUGAAAAUGUGAAUGGAAAGAAGGGACGAAGGAUGUAAGAAAGAUUUCAGAAAAGAGAAGAAUGGAAUACAAAGGAAAAACAAGGAGAAUACUUAUUAACAAAAGUUUGUCCGAAGGAAGAGCAAAUGGAUAAAAAGGAUAUGUGUAGGAGAGAAUUUGCGAAAUCCACUUAUGGUACCUAAGACUUAAGGACGGCGAAGCGUCCAGUUACAACGCGAACGACACAAAUAGCCAUUACACAUUUGAAGGAACACGCGUAAUCUUUACCAAUACAUACCUAUAUACACAAUAAACACGCGCAUGUAAAUACACACGUUCGAAGGAGACACCUCGUACGCGCACCACUCCGUUAUAUAUACAGACAACAUAUACGAAUACAUAUACACAGAACAUACAAAUAAAACAGUGAGAAAACAUCACACAACCUGUACAUCGUAGCCACACGCGUAGAAAACGUAGCGGCGAGAGAAACUUAAACGAAAAACGCUCUAGACGUAGUGUCUAGCCUAGUCUAGCUUGUCGGUCACUAAGUUUACGAGUAAGAGGAAAAAAAAAGUCGUCACGUGAAAAAAAUAGCGCAGUAAGAAAUUAUAUCCUCAGAACGCAUACCAGAGCACCGUUAUACCACGGCGUUACACGCACACGCGCACACGCGCACAAUAUUAACACGCGCCGCGGCUGCUGCCACCCUUCAACCCUCUAAUCGUUCGCCGAAGUCUCCACCCGGAUUCGGAGAUUCUACGAGACCCUUACAACGUGUCCGAUAUCAAUAUGAUUCUCGUCGUUCCAACGACGACAAUUUUUACCGUCGUCGUCGUUUAAGCUUUUCAGCAAGCUGCCGCUUCUGGCAUUUAUCGAAUCAUGACAUUUGCGAGUUACGAUGGAAUCUAAUUUCUUCUUCUUUUUUUUUUUCUUUCCUCUUCAUCCCUCUUCUUCCUUAACCAGCAAUUUCAAUCCACUCUUUCUCUCUCUCUUUCUCUCUCUCUCUCUCUCUCUCUCUCUCUCUCUCUCUCUCUCUCUCUCUCUCUCUCUCUCUCUCUCUCUCUCUCUCUCUCUCGACCAAUUCUUUAUAUUUCUUUCUUUGUAUCCUUUUGCUUCGUCAUUCUUUAUUCCCUCCUCCUCCUCUUCCAAACUCUACAUCAUCCCUCAAUGGCAAAACGCAAUUUGAAAUCCGCUGGCACACGAUUCUACGCGUCGCAGAUUUUCUUCUAACAGAAACUUAUCGGGUGAUAGCCGACAAUCAUUGAAGAAACAUAACUUUAGAAAAGUCCUCUCGUUCUUUUCUCGUCGGGGAUAUUAUACGAUAUGUAUAUGUAUGUAGUAGGAAGUACGUGAUACGUCUUAGCGAGGAUGUUCCAUAAGAGAGAUCUACUAGUACCCUCGCAAAAGUUCCGUCUCGCUAGAGAAUCGAUAUGACAUUAUAUUUUAUAUUAAUUUAUCACGCACUAAAUCGUUCUCCGUUUAUCCGUCGUUAAUCGAUUAACAACUCAGCAGCAGCUCAUCGAGCUCUCCGUCAGAGAUUUUCUUAACGAUAUAAUAUGUAUAUGUAUCAACCUACUUAUGUGUAUAUAUCGUACGAAGACAAGCGAGGUGCAAUCGUCCUUUUCAUUAUUGUAUUUUUUUAUUAAUUAUACUUUACGAUAAGCGUAGAAUGUCUAUCCUGGUUGUCGUGUGCGUUUUUACUCAAAAAGAAAGAAAAAAAAAAGAAACAAACAAAAACAUAAGAAAAAAAAACAAAGGAAACGAUCUCCUUGUCUUUGUGAUCCAUCCGUUCCGGCCGAAUUCAAAAACAACCCUUCGAUGCUAGUAGUUACACUUUGUAAAGGGAAGGAGGGCAGCAGUCAGGCCAGUUGGUAAAUACUUUAACCGAUUCGCGGAGUUACCCCGAGUAAUAAUGCUUAGAAUUUAGUGACACGAACGUUUUAAAUGAAACGAACACGAUUUCAAGAAAUAAUGCAGAACAUUGCGAAUGAAAACCAAAAAAAAAAAAAAGAAAAAUAACAAAAGUAGGAGCCGUUAAGCAUAGGCAUAAAAGUAAUAUAUAUAUAUAUUACGCGAAAGACUACAAAACAAGACGUGCACAUCUAUAUAUAUGAUACAAAAAUUAUGUAUAUUAUAUAUACAUACAUGUGUAAGAGAAUAAAACAUUAGCCGACAACUAGAGAAUAUAUCGAAUAACAAAUAAAAAAUAUAUAUAUACACACACAUAAGCUUAACGAGAAUAAAAAAAAGAGGCGUACGUGAUGGCGUUAUAAAAAGAGAAUGAAACAAAAAAAAACAUAAUGCGUGUAAAUGCGUGGCUCGCGAGAUAAACCAAACACUGUGUUAAAUACUUUUAGCCGUAAGCGAGAAAAAGAGAACUCGAACUACCAUUCAAAUCGUAUAUAACUCGUAAGAGAAUAAAUAUAAUAUAAACAACAACAACAGAACAAAAUAAAAAACAAACACAUUGUAGCUAGCCUGCCGGACCCCCUGAGCCCUUAUACAUAUAUACAUAUAUAUAUAUAUAUAUAAAUAUAAGUAUAUAUAUAAUACGUGUAAUGUAUGAAAUACAAGGGAGAGAGAGAGAGAGAGAGAAAGAGAGAGAGCGAUAGAGUACGAUCGAGCGAAAGUGUGAGAGAGCAAAUAAAAGAGACACAGCGCGCCUCGGUAAAACAAACUAAACCAAAAAAAAAUAAAAGUCAAAGAAAAAUAAAACAGAAAGAGAGAGAGAGAGAGAGAGAGAGAGAGAACAGGGGAAAGUGUAAGGAAACAUACAAAAAUGGAUAUUAUUAAAGAAAAUAAAUAAAAAACAAAAAAAACAAAAAAAAAACAAAAAAGCCCCAAAAAAAGGAGAGGUGGAGGAGAGUUGCUACCAAAAACAAAAAAAAAACAAAUUUAUGGUAAUUACGAUCGCGUCCGAUUCAUACAGAGAAAAAAACACCUACGACGUUCCUUCAUUUUUUCGUAGUUUUUCGUACGAGAAAACGACGUGCGCGUUACGGGCCUCCACGCAAUCGGUCCACCCCCAUCCAACCCCCAACCCCCAACCCGGCGCGGCAUGCGGCAUAUCACUUACGACCGUACGCUAAGGAGUUAGGUGCCUUUUUCCACAUCGUUAUGUGUGCGUGUAAUUCUUGGAAGGGGAUAACGAGGAUAACGCGAGAGAACGAAAACGAACGAGAGGGAGAGAGAGAAUGGAAAAGUCGGUAAUCAUCGCGAAGGUAAACGCCAAAAAGGAGAAGGGGAGGGUAGGGUGAAAAAGGGAAAGGAGGGAGAAAAAGAAAAGGGUGAAAUGGCAGAACGGAGUUCGAGGGAAGAGGGGCCGGUUUUUGACAUCCAUCCAUCGUGCAUCGUCCGACUUUUUUUCCAAGAAGCUGCGGAAGAAGUUUCGCUCUCGAACAUGCUGUGUGUAUAUGUAUCUGUAUAUGUGUAGUUUAAUGGGAGGAGACGAAGCGAUGCAUGGAAGAAGAAACGGACCGUGCACGACGAAAGCAACAAGAGAACAAAGAAAAAGAUAAAUGAGGAAAAAAGAGAUAAACGAAAAACGAAAGUGAAGAGGGUGAAAUAUAGGAAGAAAGGGAAGGACGGGAGGAAGCGUAUAAGGGGAGGGUGUAAAAAUGGCGUUCGAGCGCGCUUACGCGAUUUAAGUAACGUAUACUUGCGUGAUUCAAUGAGAAAACGGCCCGCGGGGUCCCAUGGCAGCCUCGUUGCGUAUUUAAGUUUAAACGGCGAGGAGUAGAAAUGGAGUAAAAUAGGGAAAAAAGGAGGAGGAGAAGAAGGAGGAGGAAAAAGAGGAGAAGGAGGAGAAGAAGGAGGAGGAGGAGAUGGUAUGAGCGCGCGCGCGCUCCAGUAUAUAUACCGAAGGACAGUUUCGUGAAACAACGCCGAGCGUAGCCUGUAUAAUGUACAUGUAAUUUGCCACAAAAACGCGACGGAUAGCCGACGAUACACAUAGGACACACACGUAUAUCCAGUUACACUGAGACACAAAGAUAUUGCAGAUAAUACACGUACAGACAUACACGUACUUACACUUAGUACACCAUCAAAGUCAAAUGCACACAACUACGCAGCAUACACACAUAUAUACACUUACGCGUGCUGCACGUACGAAAGUGCAUUGGUAUAAUAAGGGAGCGAGAAGAGCGUGAGAGAGUGGGAGAGAAAGAGAGGGAGAGAUAGGGAAAGGGUGCAACAAGAAAAAAAACUUAAGCGAGAGGGAGUGAGAGAGAGAGAGAGAGAGAGAGAGAGAGAGAGAGAUACCUCUAGAGACAAGUCUCACACGUACAAUAGAAUCGCGAGACGCCCUGGGACGUGCGUGAGAAAACGUGUAUGAUAUUAUAUAUACAUAAACAUAGCAUAUAAAGUAUAUUAUAAAAACAAAAAAUGAUGAAUAUAAAUAAAAAAUAUAUAUAUAAAUACUAUAUGAGAAAAAGUAAACAAAGUAUAAAUAUGAAUGAAGUAUAUAAACGAGAAUAUAGGAUAAAAUACGCUUAGGCUUAAGGAUAUAAGAUAUUAUUAUGAUGAUGUAUGGUUGGUUUAUAAUGUAAAAUAUAUUAUAGAAAAUGUA
This is a messenger RNA of Vespula vulgaris, 14635 nucleotides long. RefSeq names its product nucleolysin TIAR. The coding region runs from base 2753 to 4105 and encodes 450 amino acids. The record is from RefSeq and is a predicted model, not a curated record. Gene Ontology annotation, molecular function: mRNA binding. The transcript is spliced from 11 exons. Lineage: Eukaryota; Metazoa; Arthropoda; Insecta; Hymenoptera; Vespidae.